Cuscuta epithymum is the source of this 2804-nucleotide messenger RNA. Lineage: Eukaryota; Viridiplantae; Streptophyta; Magnoliopsida; Solanales; Convolvulaceae. The record is from the annotation of a GenBank genome assembly.
AGGGGGUCCUUUCCCCUUGGUGUUCUAAAAUGGGCGGAAUAGUUCAGCUGAAACGGCUAAAAGAUUUAUCAUUCCAAUUAUCUGCUCUGCUUCGGAACGCAGAAUCGGGGGACCCAAAUACUAACAUACAGAUAUGCCGGAAAGUUUCUUCUCAGAGGCGGUCGUCCCACAGCAGAAGCUCUACGACGGCAGACCCUUCCCCGCCGUGCUAUCGCCUGACCCAAAAGCUUCAUCUCCGAGCUUCCCAGUCGCGAUUAAAGAGGAAAAGGAGUGGCUUGAAGCUCUUCUCCAUCAAGCUGGGGCUAUCGUCUUUAGAGGAUUCCCGGUGAACUCGGCGUCGGAUUUCAACGACGUUGUCGAGGCCUUCGGCUACGAUGAGCUGCCGUACAUCGGCGGCGCCGCCCCUCGGACUAACGUUGUUGGUCGCGUUUUCACCGCAAAUGAAUCCCCACCCGAUCAGAAGAUCCCUUUCCACCACGAAAUGGCUCAGGUUGUUUAGUUAUUGCUAAAUUGCUCAAAAUUGGAUCCAUUAUGAUGUUAUCUCAAAACAAGUUUUUUUAGCUCUUAUUAAAGAGUCUAACUAAUUUAAACUUCUAUCACAAUAAUGAAUUCUGUUUUGGAGAAAAAAUUGUUGUCUGAAUUGAAAAGAAUAAAAUAAUAUAUUACGAGUAAGUAUUUACUAGUGUAUAGGAGUUUUUCUUUAAAUAUUGUCUCAAAAAUCGUUCCGUAUAGAUCAAUCUCAUCAUGUCAACUUAGUUAAGUAAUUUGAUUAAAAUGUUAUUAAUCUAUGUUAAUGUCUCAAUCCAAAGAAGUUUUAAAAUGAGACAUUUUUUAAGGGAAAGGGGGAGUAAUAUAGUAAUGAAGAGAUAGAUUAACGUUAAGGAAUAGGUAGAAUAUUGUUUACAUUAUAGGAGUGAGAAUAAUUUUGUUUUAAAAUCUUGUUUAAUUAGUUUGAUGUGAAUUAAAGAAUAAUGCUCCCUCCGUCCCGCUAUGAUUGUCUCAUUUUACCUUUUCGGUCCGUCCCACUAAGAUUGUCUCAUACCUUAUUUGAUAAAAUUUGUGUGGUUCUAAAUCAUUUUUACUUUAUUCUUACUUUAUCAAUUCAAUAUAAACCACAUAAACCCACUUUUAUUAAUAAUUUUGUCCCAAACUAACUUAAGGGGACAGGGUAGUAGGAAGUUUUUAUUUUUAUGUUCCUUCUCUGAAUUCUGUUAUAUUGUUAUAUCAAUAUUAGCUACCUUCUUAAAAAAAAGAAUAAUAUUAAAUGAAUUUGAGGGACCCACUUCUGAAUAUGCCGGGAAGUUUCUUCUCGGAGGCGGUCAUUCCACAGCAGAAGCUCUACGACGGCAGACGUUUCCCCGCCGUGUUAUCUCCUCACCCAAACGCUUCAUCUACGAGCUUUCCGGUCGCGAUUAAGGAGAAAAAGGCGUGGCUUGAAGCUCUUCUCCAUCAAGCUGGGGCUAUCGUCUUCAGAGGAUUCCCGAUGAACUCGGCGUCGGAUUUCAACGACGUUUUGGAGGCCAUGGGCGGAGAGCUAGGGGUGGGUCAACUUAGGCCAUGGCUCACCCCAAAUUUUAAAAAUGGCUUAAUUUUUAAGGUAAAAAAUUUGGUGUAAUUUUUUCUAAAAAAUUUUUUGCACCGGCUUAGUUCGGUCCAGUGCCCUGGCUCCGCCCCUGGUCGAGGCUUCGGCAACGAUGAGCUGCCGUACAUCGGCGGCGGCGCCCCUCGGACUAAUGUCGUCGGUCGCGUUUUCACCGCAAAUGAAUCCCCACCCGACCAGAAGAUCCCUUUCCACCACGAAAUGGCUCAGGUCCCAGAGUAUCCAUCAAAGUUGUUUUUUUAUUGUGAAGUAGAGCCUGGCAAUGGAGGGGAAACCCCAAUAGUACUUAGUCAUGUUGUGUAUGAGAAGAUGAAGAGCAAAUAUCCAGAGUUUGUGCAGCGAUUGGAGAAGGAUGGCUUAAUCUAUACCCGAGUGUUGGGAGAAGAAGACAAUCCUUUGUCCGCAAUUGGCCGUGGAUGGAAAUCGACAUUUUUGACCUCCGACAAGAGCGUUGCUGAAGAAAGGGGUGCGGAGUUAGGAAUGAAGCUCGAGUGGCUUGAAGACGGAGUGAAAACAAUUAUGGGUCCAAUACCAGCUAUCAAGUCCGACCACAUUAGACAACGAAAAAUAUGGUUCAACAGCAUGGCGGCUGCAUACACUGGCUGGGAGGAUGCACGAAACGAUCCAAAGAAGGCAGUCACUUUUGGGGAUGGAAGUGCCUUGCCUGCUGAAAUCAUACAUGAUUGUGUCAAAAUACUGGAAGCAGAAAGUGUUGCGGUGCCAUGGAAGAGAGGCGAUGUUCUGCUCAUUGACAAUUUGGCUGUUCUUCACUCCCGAAGACCAUUUAAUCCUCCUCGUCGCGUUCUAGCCUCUCUGUGCAAGUGAGGCAUGCAUCAUUGUAGGGAGUGUGUGGUCACAAUAUUUGACAAUAUUGUGAACUCUGAAUAUUAUUGAUAUGAAGUUGUUGGGGCAUUCAUGAAUAUGAUCAUAACAAUAUGACGUUUUCAUAAUAAUACGAGAUUGUUGAAGUUUUCAACAAACGUUCUAUUUUAUGGAGUAUGUAAAGGCUUGGACCGAGAGGCAAAGGACUAGUGUUAAGAUUAGUCCGUUGGUGUGUACUUUCAGCUCAUGGAAUUUCUAUAUAUAGAGUCAGCUUGUAUUUUGUAUGGGUGAAAGAAUGUACUACGUAGUUUGAUUCUUUUUAUCUGAAGGCAUAUACUAUAGUAGCUACCUUCUCUUUACAGAGUCCGUUAGUUCUUAUGAC